This is a messenger RNA of Paramecium sonneborni, 1676 nucleotides long. NCBI's taxonomy places the organism in Eukaryota, Ciliophora, Oligohymenophorea, Peniculida, Parameciidae. The record is from the annotation of a GenBank genome assembly.
AUGAAUAAAGAAAAUGUUUGUCAAGCCUUUAAAACUGUCAAAGUUAGCAAUCGUGAAUUAGAAACAUUGGUUAAUUCACGAGUUAACUAAUUGUAAAGAUAACUGUAAGAAAAAGAUCAAGAAAUUGCUUAAUUAUAACAAUAUAAUUUACUUCCACAAUCUCGAUUAAUGGAAAUUAAAUUUGAUACUAUUCAAACAGAAAAUCAUUAGUUGAGAAAUUAAGUUAAUCAAUAUGAAUCUAUGAUAAAAACUAUUUAAAAUAAAUGCAAUUCAUAAUAAACUUAAUUAGAAUAAUUGACUAAUUUACUCUAAGAAACUUAAAAUAUUUUAGAUUUUGAGAGAUAAGCUAAAUAAGCUUUAGAACUUUAAUAAUCAAACAUUUAACUUGAUGCAGAAUCUGAAAAAUCAGCAAUCAAAACAUAGAUUGAUUUAUUAAGAAAAGAAAAAUAUUAAUAUUAAUCUUAAUUUUAAGAAAUCGAAUUAUAAUUGAAAUAAUAAUAAUUGGCUAAUAUGGAAGUUACUUAAGAAUUAACAACACUUAGUAAUUCAUUUACAUAAUUAUAACUUUCAUAUUCAAAAUUAGAGGAAAGAACAUAUGAAUUGGAAUCUAAAAAUGAAAUCUUAGCUUCUUAAUUAGAUGUCUAUAAAACAUAAAAUGAAUAAAUGAAAUCUGAACUCUAAUAAUCUAAUCCUAAAAAUGUAGAAAAAUAGUUUUAAUAAUAUGAUAGAAUCACUGAGCUUGAAGCAAAAUUAAGAUUGUCUUAUGAAAAUACUUCAUAAUUUCAAUAAUUAUUAAAUGAAAAAUAAGAUCAUAUUAAGAAGUUAGAAAAAUAAUUAUAGAAAUAAAUGAAUUGGAAUGACAAUAGUCAUCAAUUAUAGGAUUAAUUGGAAAAAUCUUAAUAUGCUAUUGAAGAGAUGUAGUUUGAAAACUAAAAAAUUGCUAAAUUUUAAUAAUAAUAAAUAGAGUAAUUAAAGAGACAAUUAGAAUAACAAAGUAAUAAUAAUGAAGAAUUGAUUGAAACAAAAUAAUAAUUAUUAAAAGUCAAAGCUGAAUUUGAAAAUUACAAAUCCAUUUAGGAAAACAAAUUAAAUGAUGUAAAUUAUAGUAGAUUAUGUAUUAGGUAAACUCAAAGUCAUUGUUAGAUUAAUAAAAUUAAUGGAAUUUGGAAAAAUCUAAAUUAGUAAGUUAAAUAUAGCAUUUGUCAAGUUAAGUUGAAUUUCAAUAAAAUUAAUCUCAUGAUUAAUUAAGAAUAUAAGUUGAAAGUUAAAUGGCUUUAAAAUAUGCAGCUGAAAAAGUUUAAUUAGAAAAUUAAUUAUGGGGUGUUUAAGAAUAAUUAAAUGGAAUUUAGAAUUCUAUUGAUUUAUACGUUACAAAAAUCAGUUAACUAAAUAUUGAGAAUGAUUAAUUGAGAGAAUAAUUAAUAGAAAAUUAGAAUAGUUCAAAGCAAAUAUUAAUUUACGAAACAUAAAUUCGUAACUUUUGUGUGGAGAUUGAAAAAUUAAAGAAUAUUAUAAUAUAAAAGAGUGAUCAAAUAGAAUUUAUUUCUUAAAAAACAAUUCAGACCGAAAAUUUAAUUAGUUAUGUUUAAGAGUUGGAAAGAAAAGUGAAUCAAUUAAGUUAAGACAAUUAAAGAUUAAAUACAAUAAUAAUUUAAAGAUGUAAAAAUUCUUGGUGA